UCAUCCCUGUUGCUACUGCUGCUGCUGCUGCCAUGUGAAAAUAUUAAAUUGAAAAUUGAGAUUCAAGUCUAAAUUGAGAUUUGCAUUUGUGAUUAUCGUUUCGAAUUUUUUUUGUCACUGUGUUUGUGAUUCUUUUUUUUUUGUCUUGUGUAUCUGGUAUUCCAUACGCACACACAUAAACAUCAAUCUUAAAUGUGGAUUAUUUGGUUAUAUGGAACAGCAGCAGUGCUGACAAUUAGUUUAGCCGGUCUAGCCGUCAUUAUAUUGUUGCCAAAAUUACAGACCGAUCAUCAAAGUAAUUUGAGCCAGAUAUUUGUCGGUUUAGCUGUAGGCACAUUAUGUGCUGAUGCAUUGCUACAUCUUUUACCCCAUGCAUUUUCUUCACAAUUGGACCAUGAUGAUCAUUCUGAUAAUGAAACAUCAUCCAUACAACAUCUAUCAGAAUAUCAUACGGAAAGCAUUAGCCACAAUCAUGUCAAUUCUGUUUGGUAUGGUCUAUUAGCACUUGGUGGUAUAAUAGGCUUUCUAUUUUUCGAACGUUUGACUAUAAUUUUCAAUGAUCUAUUCAAUCAACCGGAUCAAACGAUUGAUGAAACAACAGCGGCCAAAUGUUCAACAACAAAUGCAGAAUUUUUAUCACCUGAUCUUCAGAAACUGAAUAAUCAUCAUCAUCAACAUGAAAUGAAAGAGCUUCACGAAACGAUUGAUGUACUUCGAAAGAAAACCGAUAAUAAUCUUCAAGUACAUGAUGAAUGUCAUCGUUCGACAAUUUCUUAUCCAAAACCAAAUGGUGAUGGUUACAUUCAUAUAGCAUCCCAUCAUCAUCAUCAUCAUCGUGCACAUCGUGGCCCUAGUGCUGCUCUUAUGGUUCUUAUGGGUGAUAUUGUUCAUAAUCUAUUCGAUGGCCUGGCCAUCGGUGUUGCAUUCGCUGGAAGCGGAAUCAGUGGUGGUAUAAGCACAUCGAUUGCCGUCCUUUGUCAUGAACUGCCACAUGAACUUGGUGAUUUUACCAUUAUUAUACGAUCAGGAAUGCCAUUACGUAAUGCUGUCUAUUGGAAUAUUGUUGCAUCAAUCACUUGUUGGUUCGGAAUGUGUUUAGGAAUAUUUCUUGGCUCAAUGAAAGAUGCAUGGCUUUCAGCAUUGAUUGGUGGUACAUUUCUUUACAUCUCUCUUGUUGAUAUGGUACCUGAAUUAGAUUCCUGUCCACAUCUUCCAUCAAAAAGUCGAGCUAUAAAAUUAACUGUUCAAAUGAUUGGCAUUGCUAUCGGUAUUGCAAUUAUGUUGCUCAUAUCAUUGUAUGAGAAUGAAUUUCAUUUAAUUUUCGCCAAUCAUGAUGAUGACCAUCAUCAUCUUCAUCAUCAUCAUCAUCAUCAUGACCAACCAUAUGAUAUGCAUCAAUCAUCACCGAUUGAUAUUGUUAAUGAUGUAAAUCAUCAUCAUCCACCUAAUCUAUGAUGAUUAAUAAUCGACUUUGAUAUAUUGUAUUGAUAUGUGUUAUAUAUACAUCCACCCAAAAUCAUUCAACCAACUAAAUAGCACACACACACACAGUACAAGCACAAUCAAACAAAACAAAACAAACAAAACAAAAACGAUUUUUUUGGUGACAAUCAAACUGCAAUCUGUGAUAUCAAAAAAGAAAAACGUUUAUGUUUGUUGUUGAUUUCAUUUAA
This is a messenger RNA of Dermatophagoides farinae (American house dust mite), 1673 nucleotides long. RefSeq names its product zinc transporter ZIP6. Gene Ontology annotation, molecular function: monoatomic cation:bicarbonate symporter activity; zinc ion transmembrane transporter activity. NCBI's taxonomy places the organism in Eukaryota, Metazoa, Arthropoda, Arachnida, Sarcoptiformes, Pyroglyphidae. Gene Ontology annotation, biological process: intracellular monoatomic cation homeostasis; zinc ion import across plasma membrane. The record is from RefSeq and is a predicted model, not a curated record. Gene Ontology annotation, cellular component: plasma membrane.